AUGGCGUCGUGGAUGUUUGGGACUUUCCUGGCCAGCAUGAAACCUGCAUACGAGAGCCGAGUGGAUACCGUUUUCGAAGGUCCCAAACUGAAGCAACUUUGGGUGGACAUUGAGCACAAGUGCUGGGAGACGUACUUGGAAGAGGCCGACGAUGACUUCAAAGGAGUCCAUCCGUACUUGAAGCUGAAGAAGGAGGUCAGCCACUGCAAGGCUGUAAUCAAGGAGGACACGCGACGAGAAGUUCUGCAGGAUUGCACCCAACGGAUCGUAGAUCUGGCGAAAGAGUGCAGUGCCAGCAGGAGCGGCAAAGGUCUAACAAAAAGUCAAUCCCGAGACUGA
This is a messenger RNA of Symbiodinium sp. CCMP2592, 339 nucleotides long. NCBI's taxonomy places the organism in Eukaryota, Dinophyceae, Suessiales, Symbiodiniaceae. The record is from the annotation of a GenBank genome assembly.